AUGAAAGAAACUGCCGACUGCAUCUAUCUGGAACAGCCCAGGCAUCGAUUCGGUCGUCGUAGUGGAGAUACAUCGGAUCUAGUGCGGGAAGAAUUGAUCCAAGCGAUGCGAAAUACUCGAAUGCCGAUAAACACCUCAGUUCCGCUAUAUAUGGAUGGAGGACGGCCGGCCCAUGACCCAACCGAGCCUGCAGAGCGCCUCAUGGCAACAACACCCCUCUCAAGCUCAGCGGCUUCGAUAUCAGCUACAUCGACACCGUUUGCCGUUGCAUCAAACUUCAACAAUCAUGCUCCAGAGUUUCCACCUUUACCUCUCCAGCAGACAAAGGAGCCCACCAAGAAGAAUCUGUCCUCCUCUUCUGAGCCUGGUCAACUGGCGACCUCAGCUGCUUCAGCACCGACCACUUCCAACCUAAUUGCCAUCGCAUCGAACUCCAACAGUCCUGGCCCAUCUGAUCACUACAAAUGCCAGCGCACCGAUCCUAAAGGCAAGCCAUGCAACUCGACUUUCAGGUCGAUCUCUAAUCUUCGAAGACAUGAGCGUCAGGUCCAUAACAGCGGCAAGCGCAGCUGUAUUCACUGUGCAUCAUCCUUUGACACAGGGUCGGAAUACCGAAAACAUGUGCAUGAAGCUCAUCGCAACGUUGUGUACAAAUGGAAAUGCGGGAUCUGCUCCAAAGAGUACUCCCAGAAAUCAGGCGUUCGUUAUCACCUAACCACGAUGCAUGCGGACAUGGCGGGUCAGGAUACUUGGUGGUUGAAGUGGAUUGUCUCUCGCCCAUGCGCAGGAUGA
Coccidioides immitis RS is the source of this 792-nucleotide messenger RNA. RefSeq lists its product as uncharacterized. Bases 1 to 792 code for a protein of 263 amino acids. Gene Ontology annotation, molecular function: chromatin insulator sequence binding. Lineage: Eukaryota; Fungi; Ascomycota; Eurotiomycetes; Onygenales; Onygenaceae. The record is from RefSeq and is a predicted model, not a curated record. Gene Ontology annotation, biological process: regulation of transcription by RNA polymerase II. The transcript has 4 exons. Gene Ontology annotation, cellular component: chromosome.